UCCCAUUAGCGCUGGCUGCAUCGGCACAUGCUCAGUUAUGCUUGUUGAAGCGGAUCUCAGUAGGCUGCGCGUGAACACUGAGGUCAUCGCCUGCACUAAGGAAAAAAUACUCAACGCAGCCUCCAUUUUGGGUAGUAUGAAAUAGACGAAAGCGUAGUUUUGAGCCGCCGCAGCAAACAAACUCUAAACACUAGUGAAACGGUCUCUCCCAUGGACGACUUGUUCAGUCCGCGAAGCAAAGAAAUGAUUUAUGUGUAUAUACAUAAACUGGAAGAGCAAGCCUCCGUUUAUAUAACCUCUGGAGGGAAUGGAGCAGUCGGACGUUGAUUGGCUUGUUCCGCUAUGUGGGCGGGAUUUGGAUCGAUCAUCGCGUCUGCUGAUAGGCAAAUCACCUUUGAUGAUGAACACUGAAAGGAGGCGAUUUAAAUGGGUGGAAAACAGUGACAUGAAACUGUUCGGAUGACAGGGCGUGAAGUUUUCAAACUAAGCAGCUGAACAGCACACAAGGAGAGAUUCGGGUAGGACCAAGUCACCAGGCGAAGCUACCUGAAUUACUACCCCCAACUGCCCUGGUAACUGACUCACAGAUCACAGAUAAUGAGGAGCUGGUGUGGGCGCCUGGGGUCAAUGACUGUGACCUUCUCAUGUACUUGCGGGCUGCCAGGAGCAUGGCAGCUUUUGCAGGGAUGUGUGAUGGAGGUUCAACAGAGGAUGGUUGCCUUGCAGCUUCACGGGAUGAUACCACUUUGAAUGCUUUAAAUACGCUUCAUGAAAGUCAGUAUGAUGCAGCGAAAGCCCUGCAGUGUCUGGUGAAGAAACCAGUUCCAAAACUCAUCGAGAAAUGCUGGUCAGAAGAUGAAGUGAAACGGUUUAUCAAAGGCCUCAGACAGUAUGGCAAAAACUUCUUUAAGAUCCACAAGGAGCUUCUACCUAGUAAGAAGACGGGUGAGCUGAUCACAUUCUACUAUUACUGGAAGAAAACUCCUGAGGCUGUGGGUUCACGACCUCAUCGCCAGCAGCGAAGGCAGCCGGUGUCCCGCAAAGUCAAAACUCACAACACAACCGCUGCGGUCAAUGCAGCAUCACGUACUUCCUCAGUGGAGCUGAGUUCAGCCAGUGAAGAUGAUCUGGACAGUGAAGAUAGUGAGCUGGGAGGCAAAGGUCAAGCCUGCAGUCACUGUCUAACCACUAACUCCAAGGACUGGUAUCAUGGAGGGCGAGACAAUGUCUUGCUAUGCUCUAGUUGCCAUUCUCACUUCAAUAAGCACAGACGUCUGCCGCCUGUUCCCAAACCAGCUGAUCCGCCCUACCUCUUCAAACCUGUCAAAGAUGAGGAAGAGGGGCUUGGAGUCAGACAUGGGAUGAAGACCCGUCGAAGCCUUGUGCCGCCACAUAUGUCAUCUCUUCGAAGUGGGCGCAACAGGCCAACAGGAAGCCCGGACACGGGCAUAUCUCCCACCCCGGAAGAUGUGCGAUCUAAUGGACAGUCCCCCAGAGCCAGUUCUAGUGCUAUGGCAACCAGGGCUUCCAGCUCUGAUAACAAGAACGGAGUGGCUGGGAAGACCAACAAGCUUCAGAAGAUGAAAGUCGAGGUGUCUGUAGUAAAGGUUGUGAAGAGACAGAGAGAGGCUGCUGCCCCAGAUGCCGAUGAGCCAGAAAGAAAAAACAUUAAGCAAACCAAGAAUCAGGAGGGUCCCGACUCCCCAUCAGAAGGUGAGGGUGAAGGUGAGAGCUCAGAUAGCCGCAGUGCCAAUGAUGACGGCAGCAGUGACUCUAAAGACAUCGAUCAGGACAACCGCAGCUCUUCCCCAAGCCUGGCCAGUCCCCUGCAGGCCAACGAGAGUGAUUCAGACUCUCCAGCACUGCCCCCUAUAUCUGGUCCAGCCCCCCAAACCCAGCCCCAGCAGUCUAUUUCUACCCCAACAACAGAUGCCCCCAUUCAAACACCACCACCUCAGCCCUCUGUGCCUGCAUCCUUAUCUGCACCUUCUCCUGGAGCUUCUACCACGCCCUCAAAGGCAGCAUCUUCUGUGGAUCUUUCUCAGGAAGUUCCAUCUCUAAGCACUAUCAGAAGUGGUCCCAGAGGCCCUGAAGCUCCCUCCUCUUAUUCAAGUUCUUCGACUUGGCAUGUUCAGGGUCCAGGUCAGGGGCAGUUUUUCCCUGCGCCAUCUCAUCAUCAGCACCAUCCAGGCCAAAUGCAGAAUCCUUCAACUGGGGCUAGUCAGCCACCAUGCUUUGCUUCCAGGCCACCACAUAUUAAAAGAGAGAAUCCACUCCCUCCUGUUCCCCCUACAGCAGCAUCCCAAAUCAAACCACCUCCAACCACACCAAUUCCAUCUUCUCACAUGCAGCCACCUCACCUUCCUGCUCCACCACCCCAUUUUCUCCAGAUCCACCCCAAUCUGCCUCCACCUCCUGCUCUGAAACCUCUCACCUCUUUGCCCUCACAACAUUUGCCUUGCUCCCAGCCUCCUCCACUGCACAUGAUUCCACAAAACCACUCCUCUCAGCCAACCCCUCGGACUCAGCCUCAGAGCCAGCAGGUUAAAGGUCAUCCAAAUGGUGCCCCUCCUGCUGCAGCUAGUUCUCACCCACCUCUACCCCAAAAUCGGCCUGCCCCCGAGUCCACUGCUCCAUUCUCUCUUUACUCCUCUCCAGUUCCUGUCCCUACUCAUCAGCCCUCCAUGUCCUCCUUAGCAAGCGCUCCUGUUGGACAGGCUCAAAUCAAAGAAGAGCCAAUUGAUGAAGAGGAGGAGUGUGAAAGCCCGCCACCUCCUCGCAGAUGUCCCUCUCCAGAAUCAACAGUCGUUGACAUACCCAGCCAUGCAAGCCAGUCAGCAAGAUUCAUUAAACGCCUCAACCGAGGCUACAACUCCUGCUCUCGCACAGAUCUAUGCUUCACUCCUUUGGCCUCCUCGAAACUGGCCAAAAAACGAGAGGAAACUGCCGAAAGAUCCAGGAGAGAGGCAGAACUGAGCGCUCGACAGGGACGGGAAAGAAAAAGAGAGUGUGAAAGGGAGAGAGAAAGGGAACGAGAGAGGGAGAGGGACUCUGAUAAAAAUUCACAUGCUUCAAGCUUAUCCCACGAUGGUCGCAUGAGCAAUCACCUGCUUGCUGCCCAUGUGCAACCAUCAUUUGAAGCCCCUCCCCCCACAACCAUGGCCGCUGUUCCACCAUAUCUUGGACCUGACACCCCAGCCCUCCGUACACUCAGCGAGUAUGCCCGCCCCCAUGUCAUGUCACCCUCCAAUCGCAACCAUCCUUUCUUCAUGCCUCUUGGGCCAGGUGAGCACCUGCUAGCCUAUCACAUGCCGGGUCUCUAUGCAGCAGACCCUGCCCUCCGGGAGCGAGAGCUUCGUGAUUUGAGAGAGAGAGAGAUCCGAGAAAGAAUGAAGCCCGGAUUUGAGGUCAAGCCACCAGAGCUGGAGAACCCUCUCCAUACAUCAGCUAAUCCUAUGGAGCAUUUUGCCCGCCACGGUGCACUGCCUUUGCCUCAUGUGGCUGGGCCACACCCCUUCGCCCAGUUCCACCCAGCUAUGGAGCGCAAUGUGGCAGCACCUCCCCGGCCGGAGAUAACCUAUGCUGAGCGACUGACGGCUGAGCGACUCCAUGCUGAAAGAAUGGCAUCUGUUGCCACCGGUGACCCUGUUGCACGUCUACAGAUGCUCAAUGUUACACCACACCACCACCAGCACUCACACAUACACUCCCACCUUCAUCUGCACCAACAGGAUCCACUCAACCAAGGCUCAGGGCCUCAUCCUCUGGACCAACUGGCUGCUGGCCCCCCUCUGGCUCGAUUCCCUUACUCUCCUGGUGCCAUUCCUAACCCCCUACUGAGUGAGUUACCCCAUGAGCACGAUAUGCUUCGCCACCCUCUGUUUGGGGUACCCUUCGCCAGGGACUUACCAGGACCUCUAGCUCCCAUGUCAGCUGCACAUCAGUUACAGGCGAUGCAGGCGCAGUCAGCAGAGCUGCAGAGGCUUGCACUGGAACAGCAGUGGCUACAUGGACAUGCACACUUGCAUAGUGCUCCUCUUCCAAGCCAAGAAGACUACUACAGUCGUCUGAAGAAAGAGGGAGACAAGCAGUCCUGAAAUGAAUGACACCUACACUGUGGACUACAGAGUAAAUUCUGUUUUCAAGUUUUCUGCACUUAUUGACUCCUUUGUGCUAUGUGAAAUAACUAGUCUUUUCAAGCACAUUGAAUUUGCUUUCCUUGCAUGAACACUACUUCGAAAUGGUUUUUGUCAGAAAGGAAAAUCCCAUGUAAUGUUGUUACUGCGCAAAAAGCACAGUACUGUAGAUUUUUAGUAUUUGAUAAGUACUGUCCAACAUCCAGAGUUUAUCACAAUUUAGUUUCAAAGUUUAUUGACAUAUUCGUUCAAAGAUUGUAAAUAUUAUAUGUUUAAAAUAAUAUAUUAGCUGUUAACAUUAAAAGUUGAUAUGAUAGAUUUGGAUACAAAAACUUCAAAUGACCUGUGUGCAAAAAUGCAUGCUUUACAUACCCAAACAGCCUCUUUUCAUCUAUACCUCAGAGCACUUAUCAAUAUAUAACAGCUGUAAACUCCACCUUAUCACCUACCUAAUAGUGUUGAUCUUUUUCUCUACAACACCUGUAGACUUAUAAGGGUAUUGUUUAUAAAAUACCUAAUGGCAUAUAUAUUGAUAUCCUCACUUUCAUCUAAAUUUGAAAUGUUAACUCCCCUACAAGCAUGUGCACGUGGUAGCCAAUUUAACAACCUGGCUACUGUAUAUGUAAGUGGUGACAAGGUAACAUUUUCAUAAUCAGGCUGGUUAGGAAAGAGCACAGCAUAACCACAGUAAACUGAAAUUAACUUAAACAAAACACAGAGCAAUUUUGUGACAGUUUAAUGAUUUACAAGUGGUAUUUUUGGGCACUACUCCUAAUUGUUAAAAUAUCAAUAUUAAACAUGAAAUGUUGUGCCAUUGUUUUGUUUAAGGGACGUGAGUGUUCAACAGUUUUUCUGGGACUGAAUAUGUUAAACUUUGAUGGUUACUUUUUUCAAAACUGCCAAAAUGUCAUUAUUGCUUCAAAUAAACACUAAACAUUUAUACUUGCAUUUUAUGAGCUAUAUGGAUAUUUUAAUGGGAAAAGUAUUCUCAUUUUUAAUAUCCAUGUUUAUGUGUAUACAUGUCUUUAUAUGCAUAGUGUUGUUUUGUUGCAAGUAGGUGAGAUUUUUCAGAACUAAAUCGUCAUUUUGAUAGAUUAUUAUUAUAAAUAGCUUGCACCAUAAUUAUUUUUCAUACACCUCAGUACAUUAAUGAACUCGUCAUACCAACAGCAGCAGUCAUUAACUGUGAGAUCAUUUCAUUUUCUGGCUGUUUCAUAAAUACUUGCUCUUAUUACACUGAUGUUUGUCUCUCCUUUACAACUUGUGUGUAAUAGAAAUCAUUUACAAUUCAGCAGUCAUACUUAUGUCACUUUCUGAUACCUCCUUCACUUCCAAGUAUAUUUUAUGUGCAAACUAUAUUCUUUAUGAAAUGUGCUAAAAUCUGUUCCUUCUCUGAACUUUUUUUUAAGCUUUGGUAGCGAGAUGUUUUUGCAUUUAAUUAGUAUAUCCAGAGUGAUUUUCAUUGAAAAGCUUAUUUUAUAUGUACACCAAAAAUGUAUUUCUAUGUGAAUUACAUAAAUAUGUAUAGCGAUGGACGAUGGAACGUCCGAUGGAACGUAGCGAUGGAAAUAUUGCGAUGGACUGGCGACCUGUCCAGGGUGUCCCCCGCCUUUCGCCCAAUGUUAGCUGGGAUAGGCUCCAGCUCCCCGCGACCCUGUACACAGGAUAAGCGGUUGACGAUGGAUGGAUGGAUGGAUGGAUGUAUAGCACAGCUUUGGUCCUAAAAAAAAAAACAAUAAGCAUAACCUACCAGUUGUCUUUUCUGGUCCAUAUCAACCUAAUAUCUAAAGCAAUAUAUGUCUUCUAACUGAACAACAUUUGUAUGGGGAAAAAUAGUAUUGUUACAUUCUAUGCUUUUCUUUAACAAAAUUGUCCUUUUGAUAAGUUAUUUAUUGAUUGAACACCUAUUUUGUAACAUGAAUAUGUUAAACUUGAAAAUAUUAGACUGUUUGGAAAUAUGAAGUACGACCUAAUGUGUAUUUACUAAAGAGUGGUGUGAAUUUGUGCAAAAUGUAUCCUUUCCUGUACACUGGCCCAUUUGUGAGAAAUCCUCCGAAAUAAUACAAGAUUUUUAUGGUUCAUCCUCAGUUACUCCUUUUAUGUAUCGCCGCAAGUACUGGGUAGCUGAUAUUGUGUUCACAUUUGCCAGAAGAGCUGAGAAUUAAUAGAGGGAAAAAGGAUGUUAAUUCUGUGUGCUCAUAUUAUCUGAAUAAAUUGUCUA
Molecule: messenger RNA, 6357 nt
Organism: Xyrauchen texanus (razorback sucker)
Lineage: Eukaryota; Metazoa; Chordata; Actinopteri; Cypriniformes; Catostomidae
Product: arginine-glutamic acid dipeptide repeats protein-like
Exons: 18
Coding region: 645-4097 (1150 amino acids)
Biological process (GO): regulation of DNA-templated transcription
Cellular component (GO): nucleus
Molecular function (GO): transcription corepressor activity; sequence-specific DNA binding
Source: RefSeq, a predicted model, not a curated record